AUGUUUUUAAAUACUUUUCGGCACUGUGUAUAUCAUUCAAAACCAGUUUUCACUAGAACAAUGUCUGUUUAUAGCGUUUACAUUACUAGGCCUGAUAUACCAAAUAUAGCGAUAGAAUUACUUAAAAAGAAAGGUUACAAUGUGACUGUGUGGCCCCAUAUGACUCCAAUUCCUAGGGAGGAACUUUUGAAAGAAAUCGUCGGAAAGGAUGCUUUGUAUUGUGUUAUUACUGAUAAAAUAGAUGCUGAAGUUUUAAAUAAAGGUGAUAAGUUAAAAGUUAUCAGUACAAUGUCUGUCGGUUAUGAACAUUUGGAUAUAAAUGAAAUAAAAAAAAGAAAUAUAUCAAUCGGUUAUACUCCUGGAGUUUUAACUGAUGCUGUUGCCGAAUUAACUGUGGGUCUACUUAUAGCAACUACGAGAAGAUUUUUUGAAUCUCAUCAAGCUUUAUUAGAUGGUGAAUGGCCGACAUGGUCUGCUUUGUGGAUGUGUGGAGUCGGUCUAAAAAACUCUACAGUAGGUAUUGUCGGAUUUGGAAGAAUCGGUCAAGCAGUUGCAAAACGAUUAAUCCCAUUUGGAGUGUCACAAAUUGUUUAUAGUGGGAGAAGCAAAAAACCUGAAGAAAAAGAAUUUAAUGCAAAAUUUAUGAGUCUUGACGAAUUGGUAACGAUAAGCGAUUUUGUUAUUGUUACUUGUGCCUUAACUCCAGAAACCAAAGGAAUGUUUCAUAAGGAUAUUUUUAAAAAAAUGAAACCUACAUCAAUUUUUGUAAACACAAGCAGAGGAGGUGUUGUUCAACAAGAUGAUUUAAUAAAUGCAUUAAAAACUAAUACGAUAGGAGCAGCUGGUUUAGACGUGAUGACACCAGAACCACUACCAACCGAUCAUGAGCUUCUUCAGUUAAAAAAUUGUGUUGUGAUACCUCAUAUUGGUAGUGCUACCUAUGAAUCAAGGCACAAUAUGGCACAACUUACAGCUAACAAUAUUAUAGCUGCUUUAGAAAAAAAACCAAUGCCAGCUAGUUUGUGA
Molecule: messenger RNA, 1026 nt
Organism: Pediculus humanus corporis (human body louse)
Lineage: Eukaryota; Metazoa; Arthropoda; Insecta; Psocodea; Pediculidae
Product: Glyoxylate reductase/hydroxypyruvate reductase, putative
Exons: 6
Coding region: 1-1026 (341 amino acids)
Cellular component (GO): cytosol
Molecular function (GO): hydroxypyruvate reductase (NADH) activity; glyoxylate reductase (NADPH) activity; hydroxypyruvate reductase [NAD(P)H] activity
Source: RefSeq, a predicted model, not a curated record